AAAAGAAAGACAGUUCCCUCCUGAGAAACAGCUGGAGGAGCCAGGGUCAAGGAGAAUAAAAGGGCAGAACUGAGAAGACAGAAGGUCAUUGCCUAUCUCCAAAGAAGAGUAUGCAAGAAGCUGUCUACUCUUGUGUGGUUUGUUUGUUUGUGACAGGAGUGAAACACUGGAGACUCAAGUCACAUGCUUGGACAAGGCUAUGUUAGCCUGACACCACUGCAUGUUUUGAGAUGCAAGUGAGGGAGGGGGCAGGUAGAGAGGAGCUGCAUAGCCUGACUUCUUUUGCUUGUUUAUGUAAGCCUUCCCUCAAAGGAGCGCUUCCUGGACCUAAGCUCUCCUCUCCUUCCUGCUUUCCAGAACCUGUAUGCUGGGGAACUCAAGUGAAAUUAACUGAGUCCCAAGCUGGAGGAUCUCAACUUCAAGACACAAUCCAGGGAUGUGAAUUUGUGACAUCUUUCCAACUUUGGAGGCACUUAUACUAAUAUUAAUGUGCAGACACUGAAAACACUCAGAAGGCAAGGUAACACAUGACAAAGUUAAUCCAAAUGGGUUCUUUUUUUGAGAGACAUCUUGACAACUUCUGUUGAACAACAUCAUCAGCGAAAACUGAGAACCCUUCUUUUCUACCUACUGCACGGUCCUAUAUUCUUAUCCAUUGGGCACUAAUGGUAGCCUUCAGAAGGGGUGGUUCCAAAUUGUCCACUUCCUCAUCUAACAAGAAGAACAUCUGGGUCUUUGACUGCCACCCCACCAUCAGAAAAAAUGGUAUACAAGGGGAAGCACUUAGUCUCCUGCCCUUGUUUCUUCCUGCUUGCAGCCAAAUUCUGCUGGGUGCUCCCAAUGAUUCAUGGAACUCAUGGCCAGGAAUAUGCCCACUCCAUUCGACUUGAUGGGGAUGUCAUCUUGGGAGGACUCUUCCCUGUCCAUGCAAAAGGAGACAGAGGAGUACCUUGUGGAGAGCUCAAGAAGGAAAAGGGGAUUCACCGGCUUGAGGCAAUGCUAUAUGCAAUUGAUCAGAUCAAUAAGGACCCGGAUCUUCUUGCCAACGUCACCUUGGGUGUCCGGAUCUUGGAUACUUGUUCCAGGGACACGUAUGCUUUGGAGCAGUCCUUAACAUUUGUACAAGCACUGAUAGAGAAGGAUGGGUCGGAUGUGAAAUGUGCUAAUGGAGACCCACCUAUUUUCACCAAGCCCGACAAGAUUACAGGGGUAAUAGGAGCAGCUGCGAGUUCAGUGUCCAUCAUGGUGGCUAAUAUUUUAAGACUUUUUAAGAUACCUCAAAUCAGCUAUGCAUCUACAGCUCCAGAGUUAAGCGAUAACACCAGGUAUGAUUUCUUCUCUCGUGUGGUCCCGCCUGAUUCCUACCAAGCGCAAGCCAUGGUUGACAUCGUAACAGCUCUUGGAUGGAACUAUGUGUCAACGCUGGCUUCAGAAGGGAACUAUGGGGAAAGUGGUGUUGAAGCAUUCACACAAAUCUCAAGGGAAACCGGUGGUGUUUGCAUUGCUCAGUCUUUAAAAAUCCCCCGUGAACCGAGACCAGGAGAAUUUGACAAGAUCAUCAAGCGGUUGAUGGAGACUCCUAAUGCUCGUGCGGUGAUCAUGUUUGCCAAUGAGGAUGAUAUCAGGCGAAUAUUAGAAGCAGCUAAGAAAAUCAAUCAAACUGGGCAUUUCCUUUGGAUAGGUUCAGACAGUUGGGGGUCUAAGAUUGCUCCCGUUUAUCAGCAAGAAGAAAUUGCAGAAGGCGCCGUCACCAUUUUGCCCAAAAGAGCUUCCAUCGAUGGCUUUGACAGGUAUUUCAGAAGCCGGACUCUAGCAAAUAACAGAAGGAAUGUGUGGUUUGCAGAAUUCUGGGAAGAAAAUUUUGGAUGCAAGUUGGGUUCUCAUGGAAAGAGAAAUAGCAACAUAAAGAAAUGUACAGGACUGGAACGAAUUGCAAGAGACUCAUCUUAUGAGCAAGAAGGAAAGGUCCAGUUUGUCAUUGAUGCCGUGUACUCUAUGGCAUAUGCAUUGCACAACAUGCAUAAAGAUCUUUGUCCUGGAUAUAUUGGCCUGUGUCCACGAAUGAGUACAGUUGAUGGCAAAGAGCUGCUGGGUUACAUUCGGGCAGUAAACUUCAAUGGCAGCGCUGGGACACCUGUUGUUUUCAAUGAAAAUGGAGAUGCACCUGGACGUUAUGAUAUCUUCCAGUAUCAAAUAACCAACCGAAGUACAGAAUACAAAAUUAUCGGCCAGUGGACGAACCAGCUUCAUCUAAGUGUAGAAGACAUGCAGUGGCAUAACAAAGAACGGACUCAUCCCACAUCAGUCUGUAGUUUGCCAUGCAAGCCUGGGGAAAGGAAGAAAAUGGUCAAGGGAGUGCCAUGCUGUUGGCACUGUGAGCGCUGUGAAGGCUACCAUUACCAAGUGGAUGAGGUCACUUGUGAGAUGUGCCCAUUCGACAAGAGACCCAAUGCCAACCGCACCGACUGCCAUCUAAUCCCCAUCAUCAAGCUGGAGUGGCAUUCCCCGUGGGCGAUUGUGCCUGUCUUCAUCGCAAUCCUUGGGAUCAUCGCGACCACCUUUGUCAUUGUGACCUUUGUGCGCCAUAACGAUACGCCCAUCGUCCGGGCCUCGGGGCGCGAGCUGAGCUACGUCCUCCUGACUGGAAUUUUCCUCUGCUACUCGAUCACCUUUUUAAUGAUUGCAACUCCAGACACUGCCAUCUGUUCCUUCCGACGGAUCUUUUUAGGGCUCGGCAUGUGCUUCAGUUACGCAGCCUUGCUCACUAAAACAAACCGCAUCCAUCGAAUAUUCGAGCAAGGGAAAAAAUCCGUCACUGCUCCCAAAUUCAUCAGCCCAGCUUCCCAGCUGGUAAUAACCUUCAGCCUCAUAUCUGUACAGCUUAUAGGAGUCUUCAUCUGGUUUGGUAUUGAUCCUCCACACAUCAUCGUGGACUAUGGAGAGCAGAGGACUGUGGAUCCUGAAAAUGCCCGCGGGGUUCUCAAAUGUGACAUCUCUGAUCUCUCUCUCAUUUGUUCUCUUGGAUACAGUAUUCUCUUAAUGGUAACAUGCACUGUUUAUGCCAUUAAAACAAGAGGAGUUCCAGAGACUUUCAAUGAAGCAAAACCAAUUGGAUUUACUAUGUAUACCACCUGUAUCAUUUGGUUAGCUUUUAUUCCCAUCUUUUUUGGAACUGCACAGUCAGCAGAGAAGAUGUACAUCCAGACAACAACACUUACGGUGUCCAUGAGUUUAAGUGCUUCUGUGUCUCUGGGCAUGCUCUACAUGCCCAAGGUUUAUAUUAUAAUUUUCCAUCCAGAGCAAAAUGUUCAAAAAAGGAAGAGGAGUUUCAAGGCAGUUGUGACAGCAGCCACCAUGCAAAGCAAGCUGAUCCAGAAAGGAAAUGACAGACCAAAUGGCGAGGUCAAAACCGAAAUUUGUGAAAGCCUUGAAACCAACAGUAAGUCAUCUGUAGACUUAACCAUGGUCAAGAGUGGCAGCACUUCUUAAUAGAUCUUCCUCCAGCAAGACGACUUAUGUCAGCUACAGCAAUCACGCAAACUGAGCGGGGAAACCGAACAUAUCUGAAGACUUGCAGUAUGUGAACUUAAGAACCAUGAUGACUACAAUGUCAUAAGAACUCAGCCUUUGCGGCAUCUCUAGCAAACAGUCUAAAUAUGUAAAGGACAACGAUUAACUAUGUGCCCAAGACAGGAGGGGCAGGUGGGUUGGGAGAGAAAUGACCCAGAAUUAUAUUAUAUGACUUCAUGUCAAAUGUCCAAACUGUUUACUCAUGAAAGAAGGUGAAUCACGAAAGGAAAACAAAAUGUUAGCUUGUGAAAAAAAAUGCUGUUGAAAUAAAAAACAUGUCUGAUGUUAUACUUGUAAGUACUUUUUUGUGAUUGUGAGAAAUUUCCAUUCCUGUUCCACACUUGUUCAACUUGUAUAAGAAGAUGAAGUUUGUUCCUUGUGAUGGCUGACUGAAUUGAAGCCCUGCGUUGUGCUAAUGAUAAAUGCAAUGGUUGACGCAUGCAAAUUUUUAUA
Molecule: messenger RNA, 4023 nt
Organism: Pogona vitticeps (central bearded dragon)
Lineage: Eukaryota; Metazoa; Chordata; Lepidosauria; Squamata; Agamidae
Gene: GRM8
Product: glutamate metabotropic receptor 8
Biological process (GO): G protein-coupled receptor signaling pathway
Cellular component (GO): membrane
Molecular function (GO): G protein-coupled receptor activity
Source: RefSeq, a predicted model, not a curated record